Molecule: messenger RNA, 1883 nt
Organism: Cynara cardunculus var. scolymus (artichoke)
Lineage: Eukaryota; Viridiplantae; Streptophyta; Magnoliopsida; Asterales; Asteraceae
Product: E3 ubiquitin-protein ligase Topors
Exons: 5
Coding region: 43-933 (296 amino acids)
Biological process (GO): protein monoubiquitination; protein polyubiquitination
Molecular function (GO): ubiquitin protein ligase activity; metal ion binding
Source: RefSeq, a predicted model, not a curated record
GGUUGGUAUCUUGAUCAAUUCGAUAAAAUUUGAUACAGGAAGAUGGAGUCAUCAUCUAGCCGUUGCAGGCGAUCGUCCUAUGGUAAUCGCGAACGUUUUCUAAACAAGCACUUGGGGCCAGCAAUUAUGGGCAAAUCAUGUCCAAUAUGUUUGUGCCGAAUCGAAGAAGCAGCUUUGAUUACGGUGUGUUUGCACGCCUACUGCACCAAUUGCAUUCGUAAAUGGAGCAAUCUGAAGAGGAAGUGUCCGCUUUGUAAUGCACCGUUCGCUUCGUUGUUCGUCGGAAUCGAUUUUAAUUCUAGAACCUUCCGUACCAUACAUUUGUCAGCACUCAGGGAGUAUGGUGGAAAAUUCAACACUAAUAUUGGAGAUUUAGAUGGCAGGCGAAGAGAUUUCAUGGCUCAACGAAGGGUAAUUGGGAUAUCGAGAGAAGAACUAAAUGUUGUUAACAGAAGAACAAGGGCAUUACCCAGGCAGAGGUCAUUUGGCCAGUCUAAAAUGCUGCCUCCUGGCGUUAACAAAGAGAGAAUUCUGCAGUGGCGUACAAGCAUAUACGAGCAAAACUUGCGAGCUGUACCUUGUCCAAGCAGAGGGUCACUUGAACAGGGUGUCAUGGGAAGAAACAGCAACAGGGAAAGGCUACUAAAAAGAAUAGAACCAUGGAUACACAGGGAACUCCAUGCUGCUCUUGGUGAUCCAGAUCCAACCAUACUUGUGCAUCUGGUGACGUCAAUCUUUAUCUCAAGUCUUGAAGAAGCGCAUAAGGUUCCUUCAAGACCUUCUGGUGUAGAAAAAAAAUAUCUUGAACCGUUGCAGCCUUUUCUGUUUGAACGGACGAGUACAUUCUGGCAUGAACUCAGAUGUUUUGCAGAAAGCUCAUUCAACAUGGAAACAUACGACACAGUAGUUAAAUAUGUGAAAUGGUCAAAUUGAGCAACACCGUUUCUCAUUCAUCAAGGCUUAAUGGUGUUGCCAACAGAUCAUAAGUCGUAACCAUGAAGGCGUUAGCAGAACAUGAAGAUGAUAUGGUUGGUAUAUGCUCUGAAAGGAGGUUGAUCUCAGACCAAGUAAAUCAUCAAGACAUGAAUCCAGAAGCAAUUGUAAAUUUGCCAAUCAUGUGAUGAAAUGAAAUGGAUGAGCAAGCAGCACCCCAUUUCUGGUGUAGUUGAGCUGCGUCAGAACUACUUGUAGGGGUUAUGGUUUAUUUGCUCAGUCAAUGGCUUAAUCAGUCAGCUAGAAAACCUUGGUCCUUUACACUCGGCCAUAAAUUUUCCCCACCUACCCUUUAAGACUCGGAUGGUUAGCAAAAAUUGUUUUCAGAUAUUGGGUUAUGAUAGAUGCCUUCUUUUUCUUGAACUUUUCUGAGUAGAUAUUGUUCAAUUUUUAGGCUAGAAAUUUGGAUAUUAAUUAUCAAACUUCCUGCAAGGAAAUGCAGUCCAAGUUCUUCCCUUGAUUUGAAGGAAUUUGGAUCUUCAAGUGCUAAAAUUAUGAAUUUGGAUCUCGAAUGCAUCCUAAAUUGAUAAUUUUCUUAGACUGAGGGGUAAAAUGAGCAUUUCUAGCAUUCAGACUGUUAAUUUAGUACAAUAAACGAACAACAAUUCAUCUUAUAUCAUACAGACAACUAUAUCCAUACAAGACUUAAUUGAAAACGAGCCAAUAUCCCCAUAGUUUUUAGUAUAAUCAAGAAAAGAGCUGCUUUAUGUCUUUCGUAAAGAUAAUACCAUGGUGCAUUCUACAAAACUAGUAACGGAUAUAGUCUCCACCAUUGGAGAAAUACGUACAUCUUACCCUUUACAUACCCCACUUCCAAAUGGAAUUUUACGGCACAUUUUGUUUGGUUUCGUUUUAACUAAACAAAUUAAAUUCAAAAUCAAUAUGCAGAC